AUGGCCGAGCAAAACGGGGAGUUUGGUAGGCUUUUCGAUCGGUUUGCGGGGAGGGGAAGGGCGGUUCGCCGGAGUUAUUUGGUGCGGUGGUUGAUUGGCAGGGUGGUGAAGGUGACUGGAGGUGGUGGUGGUUGUCGUGGGUGGUGCAGUGAGAGAAAUAGAGGAAGGGGGGGCAGGGGAGUCGCGAAAGGUGGAGGGAGCAGGGGAGGGAGCUACGGUGGGGUGGUGGUGUUCGGUGGUUCUGGGUGGUCGGGGGAUGCGGGGUGGUCAAGUGGUGGUGAGAAUGGUGGUGCUCAGCCAGUGAUGGUGGUUGUGGGUGGUGGUUCGAACCGAGAAGGAAAACAAGGAAGGAAUGUUUUGUUUUUUCUGUUUUAUUGA
Messenger RNA from Spinacia oleracea (spinach), 378 nucleotides. RefSeq names its product glycine-rich RNA-binding protein 7-like. Bases 1 to 378 code for a protein of 125 amino acids. The transcript has a single exon. Lineage: Eukaryota; Viridiplantae; Streptophyta; Magnoliopsida; Caryophyllales; Amaranthaceae. The record is from RefSeq and is a predicted model, not a curated record.